Cloeon dipterum is the source of this 1535-nucleotide messenger RNA. RefSeq names its product membrane protein BRI3. Bases 160 to 498 code for a protein of 112 amino acids. NCBI's taxonomy places the organism in Eukaryota, Metazoa, Arthropoda, Insecta, Ephemeroptera, Baetidae. The transcript has 3 exons. The record is from RefSeq and is a predicted model, not a curated record.
AUGACGUAAUCAAAACAUUGCAGGCUCUGGUCAUGUGAAUUCAGCCUGCUUGCGUCUCUUAUCGCAACCCGUUUGGGUGAAAUUGUCUUCGAAUUUAACGAAAUAAUUGUUGGCAGGCGCUGAAAACGAAAUCGACUAUUCGUUACCCAGAGUGACAUCAUGUCCGAAGUUCCUAACAACGAGAAGCCUCCGCCGUACUCGGCUUACGUCCCUUCGCAGCAAGGUGCGUGUCCGCCACCCGGUUACCAGCCUUAUGUCGGGCCCACUGCCCCCCUGCAGGGGGCUUACUGCCCCACUUAUGGUGCGACAGCCAUUACCGUUCAGCCGCAGGAAAUCAUUAUCGUCGGUGCUUGUCCAGUUUGCAGAGUCGGAUUUCUGGAGGACGACUUCACGUGCUUGGGCAUUCUACUCGCAAUCUUGUUUUUCCCCUUCGGAAUCCUGUGUUGCCUUGCCUUGAAGAACCGUCGAUGCUCCAACUGCGGUGCUUACUUCGGCUGAGCCAGGCUUGAUCAACAUUUUUUCAAUGGGAUGCAAACCUGCUGCAACAAAAAAUCAGGAAUCAUUUACUUCUGUGCUACAGGUGAUUGAAGCUAUAGUUUUAAUUUUUUUCUGCAGAGUUUUUAUUAUAGCUGGUAAUCUUAACCAUCUAUAAUUAUUAUAUUUUUCUCCUAAUUUUGCUAAAAAGUUUUGUUAGCAUUGUUAUUAUGCAUUUUAUUGUGUAUUUUUUCCACAUAUCGGUAAACUAUAUUGGAUUUAAUAUAAUAUUCAUUUAUAUUGACCAAGGCAAGCGCAUUCGAGAAUAAGAUUUGUGUCUGGCUACGCAUGCUUUUGUUUAGGAGGUAGCCAAUCAGGCUGCAGCAGCGAGAAAAGCGGGGAAUGUGUUUGUAUUCCUCUUUCGCUGUGAGUGGAGGGGGACGAACGACGAAAGCGUGUUCUUUCGCUUGUUUGCUCCCCCUCCACUGCCUAAAAGCACCACAACUGCUGGGGAAUCCCCACUCUUCUGAAACAAAAACAAUAAUUUGUAUAUUAAUGGUUCCCCAUCUGCUGCCAUGUCUGAACGAAAAUUUCUCUUGCGCUGCGCUUGAUAUUUACAUAAUAGGAAGUGUAUUGCAGUUUUGUGUACGAAAAUCCCUUCAAAUUGGCCCCUAGUGAAACAGAAAACCGUUACAAAUUGAAUUUUAGAUAUGGAACAUACACAGGUAUCUCAAUAUUUUUUGAAACAAGUGGAGAGUAAAGUGGCUAGACUCUCUAAAGGCUGUAUUGAUGACCAAAUUCAAGACCCCAUAACCUGAAUAUGAGAUUAGUGCCUUUCACUGUUUAAAAUUAUUAAAAUUCAUCGCGAAGUGGUUUACAAUUUUGUACUUAGGUAAAUGUUCCAAAUAAUCAUUGUGUAAACCAAACAUACACCUCUAAUUAUGCAGCAAUAUUUAUGUGCUGCACAUUGUCAUUCCAAUUUGUAAUUUACAUGAUUGUCCUGAAGUGCUGUGCUAUCGUAAUAUGAAAUAAAAUGAAACUAUAUAUUAAAUUUAAAUAAA